Messenger RNA from Anopheles marshallii, 2520 nucleotides. RefSeq names its product semaphorin-1A (gene Sema1a). Lineage: Eukaryota; Metazoa; Arthropoda; Insecta; Diptera; Culicidae. Gene Ontology annotation, biological process: semaphorin-plexin signaling pathway; negative chemotaxis; axon guidance. Gene Ontology annotation, molecular function: semaphorin receptor binding; chemorepellent activity. The record is from RefSeq and is a predicted model, not a curated record. The transcript is spliced from 22 exons.
GGCUACCUCCUGGCGACGGUAUUCGUCAUUGGUAACCUUUGUGCCUGGCAGGAGAACGUUCGACCCAAGCUCUACGUCACGCUAGCCGAUAAAGAGUACCUUCGGUUCCAGGGCAACGAAUCGACGAGCGAUUAUUUCAAGCUGGUGCUGCGCGAUCCGAACAGCAACAAUCUGCUAGUGGGUGCACGAAACAUCGUCUACAAUCUCAGCAUCUACGAUCUGGCAGAAACGACGCGUCUCUCGUGGUAUUCAUCGGACGACGACAUCAAGAUGUGCAUUGUAAAGGGCAAGGAUGAGGAUCUCUGCCAAAACUAUAUCCGGGUGUUGGCAAUCCCUGCCCAGGGAUCGCUGCUGAGCUGCGGGACGAACGCAUUCCGGCCGAUUUGCCGAACGUACUCCAUCAAUGGUAACAACUACUCGAUGGAGACGGAGAAACCUGGCCAGGCAAUGUGUCCGUACGAUCCAACCCACAACUCCACCGCUGUGUUCGUAGAUAACGAACUUUAUUCGGGCACUGUUGCUGAUUUCAGUGGACUGGACCCUAUCAUCUAUCGCGAACAUCUACAAACCGAACAAUACGACAGCCUCAGCUUGAACGCGCCCAACUUUGUCGGAUCCUUCACGCAGGGUGACUUCGUGUACUUCUUCUUCCGCGAGACGGCCGUCGAAUUCAUCAACUGUGGCAAGGCCAUCUUCAGCCGUGUUGCGCGUGUGUGCAAAUGGGACAAGGGUGGUCCGAAUCGACUGAAGAACCGCUGGACGUCUUACCUGAAAUCUCGUCUAAAUUGCUCCAUGCCGGGCGAUUUUCCGUUCUAUUUUGAUGAAAUACAAUCCACCAGUAAUCUUGUCGAAGGCAGAUACGGACAUGCCAACUCUAAGCUCAUCUACGGUGUGUUCUCUACGGCACCGAACGCAAUUGCAGGAUCAGCAAUAUGUGCAUUUUCACUACAGGAAAUUUCGGACACGUUCGAGGGUAACUUCAAGGAGCAAAGUGGACUUAACUCGAAUUGGUUGCCAGUAAACCCGCUGAACGUUCCCGAUCCACGGCCCGGCUCGUGCCAUAACGAUUCGCGCACCCUGCCCGAUCUGACGCUCAACUUCAAAAAGACCCAUUCGCUGAUGGACGAAACCGUGCCCGCAUUUUUCGGCUCUCCGAUCCUGACGCGCGUCAGCACGAUGUAUCGGUUCACUGCAAUUGCCGUAGAUCCACAAAUAAAAACGCCCGGUGGCAAGACAUACGAUGUCAUCUUUGUUGGUACAGAUCACGGUAAAAUCCUCAAAACGGUUAACGCUGAAUCGGCCGACUCAAACAAGAAGGUAACGUCGGUGGUGAUCGAGGAAAUCGAUGCACUUCAAACGAACGAACCUAUUCGGACGCUGGAAAUCGUUCGCACAACACAGUACGACACUCCCAAGGAUGGCAGUUACGAUGAUGGAAAAUUAAUUAUAGUCACCGAUACGACCGUGCUGGCGAUCAAAUUGCACCGCUGCAGCAGUGAGAAGAUAACAAGCUGCAGUGAGUGUGUAGCGCUGCAGGAUCCGUACUGUGCCUGGGAUAAAAUAGUGGGCAAGUGUCGGUCACAUGGUGCCCCCCGGUGGUCUGAGGAGAAUGUAUUUUACCAGAGCGUGGCCACCGGUGAUCACGCGGCAUGUCCAUCUGGCAAGAUGGCAAAGGAUGCAAACGUCGUCGAACGACAGGGCUACCGAGGUACGUACGAACAGUUGGAUGCGAGAGAAAGAAUUAUCGUCCAGUUCUUGCUUGAUAAAAUCAGUAAAAGCUUCGACAGUAUUACACCCGAUCUGAUUAACGCUCAAUAUACGGUAGAGACGCUAGUCAUGGCCGUAUUGGCAGGGGCAAUCUUUGCUCUGCUGGUCGGUUUCAUUACCGGCUACUUCUGUGGUCGCCGAUGUCACAAGGACGAGGACGACAACCUACCAUAUCCGGAUACCGAGUAUGAGUACUUCGAACAGCGUCAGAAUGUUAAUCGGAUACAAGCCGAACCGAAGCUACUACCGCAGGUCGAAGAAGUGACCUACGCCGAGCCUGUACUAUUACCUCAACCGUCUAGUCAGAAUAAGAUGCAGCAUUCGCCAAAAAAUACGUUAAGGAAACCGAUGGGUCACCAUCAUGGCGUCAACUCGGAAACGUUGUUCCAGUUCCAACCGGACAACUACAAUAAUGCUCGAGACAAUUACCGAGGCCGAGACAACUUCGGCACCCUUCGAUCCCAUCAGGUACGUUAAGCAGGUGAUAAUUAUCGUCGCGGUGACGGAUUUUCAACGACAAGAAGUGUCAAAAAAGUCCUUAAUUCAAACACUCGUAACAGAAGUCUCGGCCGUAUGAAAAGGCAGCCGCCCCGGCAUGGUAUGGUAACACAACAUCGUUCCGACAGUCCACACCAUUCCAGCUCCGGAUCUUCCCCAGUCAUGUCCAACAGUAGCUCUAGUCCUGCGCCUCCAUCCAGCAGUCCCAGCCCACAGGAAAGCCCCAAGAACUGUAGCUACAUCUACCGGGAUUGA